Psylliodes chrysocephalus is the source of this 4422-nucleotide messenger RNA. NCBI's taxonomy places the organism in Eukaryota, Metazoa, Arthropoda, Insecta, Coleoptera, Chrysomelidae. The record is from the annotation of a GenBank genome assembly.
CUGAUUUCCAGUGAGCAGUUUUAGUUUUACUAAUCUUUAAUCUUUUGUGUAUUUGGUGAUUUUGGUGUUUAACUGCUAAUAAUAAUUAUCUAAUGUCUUUGAACUCUAUAAAUUAUUCAUUUUUUUAUAAUUAUAUAAUCUAAUUUAUUUCCAUUUAUAAUCGAAAUCUUUCUUAGAACUUUCUCAUUGUGACAACUGGAUGUAAUAUUAGACAUUACUUCUUUAUCUAUUAAAAUGACGUGCAAUUAUUAAAUUCAAGUGCAAAGUGCAAAAAUAGGUUAUAAUAAAUUUAAUUCAAUAUUGGUUGAAAUAACUAUAAUUUGAUAUUCAGAUUAAAAACAUAAUUAAUUAGAUUGGAAUCAAAAUUAACACAUCAUUAUGUCUGAAAUCACAAACGAUGUUGAAUUUCCGGUUUGGAGCCUUUUACCAAAAAAAGAAACUGGGGUAGUGUCAUUUCUUUCCAAAUAUCCCCAGUAUGAUGGCAGAGGAAUAGUCAUAGCGAUUUUAGAUUCUGGAAUAGAUCCUGGAGCUCCUGGAUUAAAGGAAACAUCUGAUGGCAAAGUGAAAGUUAUAGAACGGUUUGACUGCAGUGGUUGUGGAGAUGUAAAUACAACUACAAAAGUGAUACCUGUUGACGGAGUUAUUACGACAUUGACUGGUAGAAAAUUAAAAAUACCAAAUUCAUGGAACAAUCCCAAUAAUAUCUACAGGUUAGGUGUUAAGCACGCUUUUGAUCUUUACCCAGAUAGACUUAAGGACCGUGUCAAAUCUGAAUAUAAAAAGAAAAACUGGGAAGAGGGACACAGGAAAAAUGUCAGUGCAGCUCUUAGAGAAAUAGUUAAUUUUGAAUCGAAACAAACUAAUAAAAAUUUAGGUGAAUCGGAGAAAUUAGAAAAAGAAAAUUUAGAUGCCAAACAGGACAUUCUAAAUAGUUUCGAUAAGAAAUACAAUGACAUUGGGCCGGUAUACGACUGUAUUUUGUUCCAUAAUGGAGAACAUUGGGUAUGCUGUGUUGACACUUCCGAUGAUGGCAAUUUAUCAAAUUGUCAAUUACUUGGAGAAUACAGCAUCACUAAGAAUUAUGCUCCUCUUACCGACUUAGAUAAUUUGAAUUUUAGCAUAAAUGUUCACGAAGAUGGAGAUGUUCUGGAAUUAGUUGGAGUUUGUUCCAGUCAUGGUACUCAUGUUGCUUCAAUAGCGUCUGGAUAUUUCCCCGAAUCCCCAGAAGAAAAUGGCGUCGCACCAGGUGCACAGAUUGUAUCUUUGACAAUAGGAGACGGCAGAUUGGGUUCUAUGGAAACAGGAACUGCUUUAAUAAGAGCAAUGAUCAAAAUAAUCGAACUGAAGAAAAUAAUGGAUAUUCACGUUAUAAAUAUGAGCUAUGGCGAACAUGCGCAUUGGGUUGACACAGGAAGAAUAGGUGAUUUAAUAAACGAAAUCGUAAACAAAUAUGGCGUUACCUGGGUGUCUUCUGCUGGUAAUCAUGGUCCAGCUUUAAAUACCAUCAGUACCCCUUCAGAUAUAUUUAACGAGCCAAUUAUUAGUAUAGGAGCAUAUGUAUCACCUGAAAUGAUGGUAGCAGAGUAUGCAAUGAGACAGAAGUUACCAGGUACUCCAUACACUUGGUCGUCUAGGGGCCCCACUCUCGACGGCGGAAUCGGAGUUCACGUUUGUGCUCCAGGAGGAGCGAUAACGUCGGUGCCCAAUUUUACUUUGAGAUACUCUCAGUUGAUGAACGGCACAUCGAUGGCUUCGCCUCAUGCUGCGGGUGUAGUGUGCUUGCUGUUAUCAGGACUUUUGCAACGUAACUUGCAUUUUUCGCCUUAUAUAGUACGCAGGGCUCUAGAAAACACCGCCAAGUUCUUAGACGGCGUCGAAGUGCCUGCACAAGGCAGUGGUUUGAUUCAGAUCGAAAAAGCUUUUGAAUACCUGAUUAGUUAUAAUAGCGCAGACGAUAGAGAUGUUAGAUUUCAAAUCCAGUGUGGAUCCGGAAAUUGUAAAGGCAUCUACAUUCGUUCAAAGCCUCAUUCUACCUCACAAUCUUUCAAAAUUUCCAUUGAACCACAUUUUUUAAAUUCUGACGAGGUCAUAGCCGAAAAAAAAAUUUACUACAAUCAGAAGUUCGUUUUAUCCUGCGACGCGACAUACAUUAGCUAUCCAUCACAUUUGGACCUGUCGAAUGUAGCUAGGAUGUUCGCUAUUAAAAUCGACACUGAUGGUUUAGCUGAAGGAUUGCAUUCUACCUUCUUGAAUGGAUACGAUGUUAAAUGUAUAGAAAAAGGACCUAUCUUCAAGGUACCGAUAACCAUUGUGCAACCCAAAGAAGUUAAGGAGCCUAAAUAUCAAGCAACUUACAGUAGAGUUAACUUUAAACCUAAUACUAUAAAGAGACAUUACUAUACUGUGCCUCAAAAUGCAACAUGGGCUGUUCUAAAACUUACUUCAGAUGAAGAUACUGGAAGAUUUGUGAUACACGGAUCUCAGUUAGUUCCUAGGCAAUAUUGUAAAUCAUUAGAAAUCAAUAAAACCAUAGCGGUUACAUCAAAGUCUGACGUUCUAUUGGGUUUUCCCGUCAAGUCGGAUCUGAUUCUUGAGUUAGUCAUCGCUAAAUACUGGGCUAAUAUUGGGGAAUCAAAUCUGGAUUACAGUAUUUCGUUUUACGGAGUCAAACCUUGUCAACCAUCUAUCACCAUGCAUGCUGCUGAUGGAAUCCACAGUGUGGAAAUCAAAACACUUCAAGGGGAAGACAUAGCACCUUCUAUUACUCUUAAAAACUCCGUCCUAAUAAUAAAGCCUUCAGAAGCCAAAAUAUCACCCUUGACUUCCAGAGACAUAAUACCGCCUGGUCGACAAAUUUACGAGUUAAUGCUGGUAUAUAAUUUUAAUUUGACCAAACCAGCUGAAGUGUCUCCAAAUUUGGCUUUAUUGAGUAACAUGCUGUAUGAAUCAGAAUAUGAAUCUCAAUUUUGGAUGCUUUACGAUUCCAAUAAACAACUUUUGGGCUGUGGUGACGCAUAUCCGGAAAAGUAUACAAUAAAAUUAGAAAAAGGAGAUUACAGUGUAAGACUGCAAGUUAGGCAUGAUAAAAAGGAUUAUUUGGAUAAAAUAAACGAAGCACCUUUAUUGUUAUUACAAAAAUUAAAUGCCAAUAUUACUAUGGAUACGUACUUGUCUUAUUCUCAAGCUCUCGUUGGAGGGAAGAAAACUGGAGUGACUAAUAACAGUAAUCCACAUGUUCCUAUUCCGCUAUACAUAGCUCCCUUAGCUCCCGAAAAGUAUUCCCUAAAGUCUAACAAUUUCGCACAUUAUUUAACUGGUACCAUAACGUAUGCUAAAGACGAAUACGGCAAAAAAGCCGAUGUAUAUCCAUUUAAGUAUAUUUUGUAUGAUCUCACUCCAAAAAAGUCCUCUAAUGGAGGAAAUCCCGAAAAAUCCAAGUUAGAAGAAUGCAAAGAAGCAAUCAGAGAUGUCAGAACACAGAGCUUAGCAAAAAUGGAUGUAGUCUCGGCAAAUGCAAUAUACGAGGAGUUGAUAAAAGACUACCCAGAGCAUUUUCUUGUAUAUUCAGCUUAUCUUCAAGUUAUAGAUCCUUUAGAUAAACGUAUUUUGCCUGGCUUCAAAAAACAAAACUCCUCAGUGGAAGAGCUCAAUAAAGUGUUGAAUAUUUGUAAUAAGGUUCUCUGCAAUAUCAACCCAGAAUCACUUCUAGUUUUUAUGGCAACUAAGGUGGAUUUGAGGCCAGAUGCUACCAAAAUUAAAAGUUCCAUGGAACAACAAAAGAAUAUUUUCAUCGAAUGUUUGGCUAGGAAAGGUAUCGCAUUAUGUCGCUUAAUUGAUGAAAAAAAGGAAAUCCAAGACACAAACAAAGAAGAUAUUUCAAAUACAUGGAAAACAUUGGUCAAAUUUGUGGAUCCAACAGAUGCAAAAGUAUUAACAAGCCACGUAUUAUAUUUCGCAAUUUGGCACGCAUUUAUUUACAACCAUUUGGGACGAUUGCUAAAAUACGUAUUGAAAGUGCAGGAGGACAAGCCUAGUGAAGAUGUAGAAAAGAAGAUCAUCGAGUAUUGUAAGGAACUGCAAUGGGAUCAUGUUGUUAAACAUUUACAAAGAAAUUUGCCUUCAAAGUUUCCUUCUUCUUACAAGCCUUUCUGAUUUGUUUUCAAUCAUGUAUUUCAAAGUAAAAGUCUAUUAUAUACGGGUAUUAAUGUAUCUGAAAAGCUUACAUUUGUAUCCACCGAUUUAUAUUUCAAUUGAAAAUAUGUUACGGGUAAUCCGUGUACCUAUUUUAUUAAGUAUUAAUUUAUAUUUUAUUUUGCAUCUGAAUAAUUUAAUUUAAUAAGAAAUAUAUCUAUUAUUAGUCUUUUUUUUACUAAAGGUCAAUUUCACAAUAAAUAUAAAGAAUAUUUUAAUCAAUCAUAAAAA